Nomascus leucogenys (northern white-cheeked gibbon) is the source of this 6977-nucleotide messenger RNA. RefSeq names its product sterol-C5-desaturase (gene SC5D). The record is from RefSeq and is a predicted model, not a curated record. NCBI's taxonomy places the organism in Eukaryota, Metazoa, Chordata, Mammalia, Primates, Hylobatidae. Gene Ontology annotation, molecular function: iron ion binding; oxidoreductase activity.
UCGCGCCAUCUGCCGUCAUAUCAGCUUAUGGCGCCGGUCGCUGAUUGGCUGGCCGCUCCAGCCUCCCGGCCCGCUUGCUGGCUGCCCACCUGCUAGGGCAGUUUGCAGAGCAGCGGCGUGCCGAGCGGCGGCGGACCACCUCCAGGGGCUAAGUGAUGGAUCUUGUACUCAGAGUUGCAGAUUACUAUUUUUUUACACCAUACAUAUAUCCAGCCACAUGGCCAGAAGAUGACAUCUUCCGACAAGCUAUUAGUCUUCUGAUUGUAACAAAUGUUGGUGCUUACAUCCUUUAUUUCGUCUGUGCAGCACUGAGCUAUUAUUUUGUCUUUGAUCAUGCAUUAAUGAAACAUCCACAAUUUUUAAAGAAUCAAGUCCGUCGAGAGAUUAAGUUUACUGUCCAGGCAUUGCCAUGGAUAAGUAUUCCUACUGUUUCACUGUUCCUGCUGGAGUUAAGAGGUUACAGCAAAUUACAUGAUGACCUAGGAGAGUUUCCAUAUGGAUUAUUUGAACUUGUCGUUAGUAUAAUAUCUUUCCUCUUUUUCACUGACAUGUUCAUCUACUGGAUUCAUAGAGGCCUUCAUCAUAGACUGGUAUAUAAGCACCUGCAUAAACCUCACCAUAUUUGGAAGAUUCCUACUCCAUUUGCAAGUCAUGCUUUUCACCCUAUUGAUGGCUUUCUUCAGAGUCUGCCUUACCAUAUAUACCCUUUUAUCUUUCCAUUACACAAGGUGGUUUAUUUAAGUCUGUACGUCUUGGUUAAUAUCUGGACAAUUUCCAUUCAUGAUGGUGAUUUUCGUGUCCCCCAAAUCUUACAGCCAUUUAUUAAUGGCUCAGCUCAUCAUACAGACCACCAUAUGUUCUUUGACUAUAAUUAUGGACAAUAUUUCACGUUGUGGGAUAGGAUUGGCGGCUCAUUCAAAAAUCCUUCCUCUUUUGAGGGGAAGGGACCACUCAGUUAUGUGAAGGAGAUGACAGAGGGAAAGUGCAGCAGCCAUGCAGGAAAUGGCUGUAAGAAUGAAAAAUUAUUCAACGGAGAGUUUACAAAGACUGAAUAGAUUAUUGCCCAGUUAUUCUUAAGUAAGGACAAAGAAGGAAAUACCAUAUUUCUUUUUUUAAUAAGGAAAAAAUAAUCUCCAUACAGCCAAGAUACAUAGUUAAGUAAAUGGUAUCAUUUGGAAAUCAGCAUCGUGGGCACUGCUGAGGAAUGAUCCUAGUGGUAGGUCAGAAGAAGAUGCUGUGAACGCCAGGAUUUUAAUCUUAUGCUUAAAAUGCCAGAUGUUGUUCAGGGGACAACUUGUAUCUUUCUAGCAGCAGAUCUUUAGUUUGUAUAGCCUCAACAACAAUUUUAAAUAAGAUGGAGAAUAAGUUAUUGAGGGGACUAGGCUAUAUGCAUUUGCCUUCAUCCACCCAUUUUUAUUAAGAAUCAUUGUGCUUAAUAAUACCAAGACUAAGCACUAUAACCAAGAAAUACUAAUAUAAAGAUUGUUUCUUGCUUCAGGAAUGGUUAAUUCUUCAAUGUUGGUAUGAUAAUGAUAACUUGUAGUACUUUAUUCAAGUAAAAACAUCAGUGUGGAAAAGAAUUCUGAUACAUUAGCAGCUAUGUAAAUGACCUGAUUGAUAGCAGGUGUAAUAAGACUAGCGUCUUCCUACACAUAGGAGGCUCAUUCUCUGGGCACACUGUCACCUAUUACAUUUUACUGAUUAAUAAAUAAAUUGGAAUCUAAAAAUAUCGAUAUCACCAUGAUUUAAUCCAGAUCUGGGAUUAUGUAACUAAACAUUGUGAUGAUUAUUAUUUAAAACCAUUAUUUAAUAAGAGUAAAAAUAUGUGAAUCUGGAUAUAUUUUAAAAAAGAAGUUUGAUGCCCAGAUAAUAUAUUAGGCACUACUGAUUUUUUAGUUAAAUUGAGGCACUACAGUUUUGAUGUUUGAAAGUUACAAACCUGUAAUUUUUUUGUAAAGCAGAUAAUUGCCAAAUACCUAGGCCCAUUGCUGAUGAUUAGUUUUAAAAUCUUAUUCCUCCUCUUCUCCCCUCACUUUUCCCUACUUCCUCUGCAAAAAGAUUUAGCAAAUACUUUCAUAAGGAAAUGUGUGUUGUAACAAAUAUACUGCAAAAACAUAGUUUGUAAAGGCAUUCCAUAAGCUAUUUAUGUAAAAUCAGUAAAAGUUGAUCAUUAUAAUUAAACUGUAUCAGUUAAAUAUUAUAGCAGCACAGAGUAUUCUUUGUACAGAUUUUGUACCAAUUUGAAGCCACAGAAAUGAUGUGGAUUGUUAAAUGUGUUUCAGAACAUCCCCAGACACUCAGUGUCACAGGGGGAAAGAAGUGGGUACCACAUUCUGUUUAUAUUUCACAUUUUAACUAGAUUUGAGUGUUUUAGCAAGAAAUCAGUCUUAAAAUCUAAUGUCUGGGAUCCAGAAGGAAAUGUCUUUAAUCUGUGAGUUAUUGUCACAAUGUCAUCUUAUUUAAAUGUACCAAUUAGUAUUUUGUAAUAGGCAAAUGUCAUUUAGUGCUUUUCACCAAUCCUACUCGUCCCCGGUGCUCCGCCUUGCCUAAGAAAAGGAAAUUACAGAGAAGUAAACUUUAUUUCCUAAUAUAAUGUCAGCUGAUGUUUAUUGAGCUUUUCCUCUUUGCCCGGAGACUAGGACCCAAAGAAGUUAAGUAACUAUUCCCAGGUUUAUUUCUCUCUCAUAUAAUGUCCCAUGUGGAUGUUUGUGGUCAGUGGACAGCUUUCCACCUAGUCAUUCUGUGACCCAGGCUCCUUCCUCUUGGGGCUCUGCCUUUCUCACAGUCCAUAGAGCCCUCUUUGUUGAAAGAGCACAUAGGAAAAGAAGGAAAAGUCUGCGCGGAAAAUGUUUCUGGGUUAGGCCUGGAAGUGGUGCAUAUCUCUUCUGCCCACGUUCCUUUGGACAGAACUCCAUCACGUGGCCCACCUAGAGAGAUUUUGGGAAAUGUGUCCAGCUGUGUGCCUGGGAGGAAGGGGGCACCAUUUUCUUGAGCAGCUAGCCAGUUUGCCAUAUUUGUGUUGUUUAUUUUCCUCUUCUUGAUGUUGAAAUGGUGAAUGAGCCAUGAAGUAUUUUAGGUUAUCCACACACUAAUCGUCUCAGUGUCUUUAAUUCUGUAGCUCCAGUAUGAAUGUUAAACCUUCCCCUAGAUUCUUAUUCCUAUAUAACUAAUAGAGAAGAAAGGACAGCUUCCUAUGGGGAAGACAGAGGCUUCCUCAUAGAUGUUAGGAAUAAUCAAACUUGCCCUUGCCCUUUCACUCAUCUCAAAUUCUGGUCUUUUAAAGCAGCGUUAUAUUAAGUUGUCCUAACAUUUUAAUAUACACUACUGCUACAUUCUCCUAUUUUCUAUUAGAGGAAGUCAGAGAAUAUUUAUGGAAAUGAGGACCCAAAUUACCUUCUACAGAUGACUUUGAAAUCUUUUAUAGUUACAGGACAGAAAGUGAAAAUCAAGGUUACGUUUUCUACUUUUGUGGUAGAAAUUGAGAAGUGGGUGGCUAUGGUUCGAGAAGACCUUUCAGAAACACAGAGACUGAGUCUUUGUCUUCUAUCCUGUCUCUGCAAUACUGAGUGAAUUUCCUCAUACCCUUGUAUCAUGUUUUCCUCCCAUCUUCUAGAAGCUGGGGACAGAUUUCGAAGAGAAUUAUACAAGUUUAGUUUUUUGAUACAUGGAGUUUACAGUGUAUGCAGGUUAUUUAUGUAGAGAGGAGGUCUGGGAGAAAGAUGGAAACUAGGGAGAUGACUGAGAGCAAAGAUAUUUGGGAUUAACACAGAAGAGAAGUUUGAAACCAUGAGAUUGCCACAGAGAGCACGAAAAAAGAUAAUUCAGACACUAACCAACUUGAGAGGGUGCAGUGGUCUGAAUGUGUCCUCCAAAAUUCAUAUGUGGAAAUGUGUUUGCCAGUGAGAUAGUAUGUAGAAGUGGGGCCUUGAGGAAGUGAUUAAGUCAUGAGGGCUCUGGGAUUAAUGACUUAAAAAGAGGUGUGAGGCAGCUGUUCAGCCCUUCUGUUUCCUGUCCCUUUUUUUUUUUUUUUUUUUUGAGACGGAGUCUUGCUCUGUCGCCCCAGGCUGGACUGCAGUGGCGUGAUCUUGGCUCACUGCAAGCUCCGCCUCCUGGGUUCACGCCAUUCUCCUGCCUCAGCCUCCCGAGUAGCUAGGACCACAGGCACCCGCCACCACCAUGCCCGGCUAAUUUUUUGUAUUUUUAGUAGAGAUGGGGUUUCACCGUGUUAGUAAGGAUGGUCUUGAUCUUCUGACCUCGUGAUCCACCUGCCUCGGCCUCCCAAAGUGCUGGGAUUAUAGGUGUGAGCCACCGCGCCCGGCCCUUUCUGUCCCUUCUAACAUGAGGACCCAGCAACAAGGUACCAUCUUGAAAGCAGAAACUGGGGACUCAGCAGACACCAAACCCACUGGUGCUUAACUGUGACUUCCCAGCCUCCAGAGUUGUAAGAAAAUAAAUUUCUAUUAUUUAUAGAUUACCCAGUUGAACAUACUUUGUUAAGGCAGUACAAAUGGACUAAGACAAGGGGGAAUAAACUUGCAUUCCUGAUCUUCCCAACUUCUUCAAAUUCACAACACUUGAAUGACAGUCUUAUUUCAGUACUUAUUGCUAUCACCUAUUACUUUUAUGUGUGUCUUAUCUAUUUGAGAUGCCAGAUUCCUUGGAAGUAGAGACCGUGUCUGAAUCAUCAUUGUAUUAAACCACUCAUCCUUAACAAAUGCCCAAGAUAUGGUUAAAGUUCAAUAAAUACUUUGUUGAAUUUAUUAAUAAAAUGGCAGAAAUGUCAUUCUCUUCAAUAUAUGUUUAAUAAAUCCCUGAUAGGUGCCAAGCACUGCACUAGGUAAAAAUUCUCUUCUGAUGCUUUUUGGCCAACAAUUUUUUUCUCAUUUAUUCAUUCGCUGACAUUUGCUGAGUGCCUUGGAGGGGUCAAAAGGGGAAGUAAUGAGAAAUCAAAGAUGGUCCCUACAUCAAGGAUAAACUAUCUUUUUUUAGUCACUCAAAGUCAUAACCCUUUGGAAACAAAACCCACCAGUACCCCAGAUUUUGACCACAGGUAAAUCAGUACUACAAGGACUGGUUAGCGGGUUGAAUGAAUCUGUAUACUCAGCACUUAACACAGCACUCUGGGUAAAAGAAAAAAGAUCCUCAAAGAUAUUAGUUGGUUACAUCAAGAAAGGGCAAACCUAGGAGGUUAAUCUAUAACUUCAUCUCAGAGGAAUAGGAACUUUGGAGAUAAACAGGGUCUGCCACUUGCAAGUUGCACCAUCCUGGUUUCUCCAUCUGUAAAUUGAUUAAAACACUGCCUAUCUAAUAAGAUUAAAUAAGUUAGAAGCAUUCAGUUAAAUGGCAGCUGAAGCUAUUGUUCACGUAAAUUGUGCUUGAUGCUUUUUCUUUCUAGAUUCAAUGAUUAUUGUCAUUUUACCUCGAUAGGCCCUCAAUAGAAAUCAGUCGCACAGGGCAGAAGCCUAGGUAUUUUCACCUUAAAAUUGGAGGGUGAAAGACAUUGAGGUGAAGUAGAGAUAGAGGGUACACAGAAAAAUCGUGUAAGUAAAACUAACAUUGUUAACAUUAUUUACUGUAAGUUAUCUUUGUAAGAGUGGUAAAAUACAUACAUUAUGUGUUGUUACAUAAUUUCAUUUAAAAAAAGCAUCACUUUGUGUUUUUUUAUAUUGCUAUAAACCAUAAGGCCAGUCUACAAGGUUUGUAGAUAAAAUAGAAACAUACCUUCCUUGAAAAGCAGAAUAAAUUUCUUAAGAAAAGCAGGAAGGAAGUGUUUGAACCAUGUGUCAACAAGCUUUACUGUCAAAGCAGGCUUUUGGUAUGGAAAGAAAAAUACUUAUAAAUACUUGUUUUAAUAUUUGCUUUAUUAAAAUACAUUUAAAAUACAGCAUUUUUAAAUCUCUAAGCUCAACUUGAAGAUAUAAGAACAGUAAAUUUGAUAAAAAUGAGAAAUUACAUUCCCAUUUCUUUAACAAUUUGUAAAUUCCAAUUAUCCUGAACAUUUAAUACCACUUACAUAUUUUAUUAAUCACAUUUUCUUAAACAUUUGAUAAGAGAUUUAAUAUUUUGAUCCAGCUACCAAAAAGGCAGACUUGUGUACUUGACAGAUUUUUCUAAACACUUGACAACUCACGAUUCAAACAUAAACACAAAAUAGCAUAUCAAAAGUUAAUCACUCAGUUGGAAAGCAUUCAUACCAUAGGCUUUUAUUCAUUUCUUGAAUAAUUUUGUUAUAUCUUCCUCUUUUAGGCUGCAAUGAGCUAUAAUUGCACUACUGCACUCCACGCUGGGUGACAGAGCAAGACCCUAUCUCUAAAAAUAAAAAAGUAUAUAUAUAUAAAAGUAUCUUCUUAUUAUAAUUUAACUCAUUAAGCCAUUUAUUUAGAUGGAAACUUGCCCCCCUGACAUGUGCUAUGAAACAAAUAGAAACCUAGAAAUUUAGUGCAUAUUCAAAUAUUCAGACAGACACUGGUGUGGUGACUUUUGUCUAUUGCUUCAUUGGGACAUUUUUUCUUUCUGAUCAACUUAAUGAAAGUAUAAUUUACUAUAAUUAAGUGUAGCCAUUUUUACUGUAGAGUUCAAUGAUCUUUGAUGAAUGUGUACACCCAUGUAACUACCACCCCCAAUCAAAGUAAAGAACAUUUUCUUACCAGAAUAAAUUUCCUCUCCCUUUGCAGUCAUUCUCCCCAGCCCUAGGUCACCACUGAUCACCUUCUGUUACUGGAAGGUUAGUUUUCUUCCCUGAUUUAGAAUUUCAUAUAAAUUAAAUCAGAUAGUAUAUAUUCUUGUGUUUAGUUUCUUUAGCUUAACAUGUUUAGAGAUGCUUGCUGUUGCAUAUGUCUGUAGCUUCUUGUUUUUAUUGCUGAUUAGUAUUUCAUUGUAAUAUACCACAGUUGGUUUAUGUAUUUGCUGAUGAAUAUUUGUGUUAUUUCCAGUGUGGGAUUAUUAUGAAUAAAGUUGCUACAAGCAUUUGUGUACAA